Cololabis saira (Pacific saury) is the source of this 1802-nucleotide messenger RNA. Its product is annotated as neuronal vesicle trafficking-associated protein 1-like. Gene Ontology annotation, molecular function: clathrin light chain binding. Gene Ontology annotation, biological process: clathrin coat assembly; G protein-coupled dopamine receptor signaling pathway; endosomal transport. Gene Ontology annotation, cellular component: endosome; membrane. The transcript is spliced from 5 exons. The record is from RefSeq and is a predicted model, not a curated record. Bases 212 to 769 code for a protein of 185 amino acids. Lineage: Eukaryota; Metazoa; Chordata; Actinopteri; Beloniformes; Belonidae.
CGCCAUAUUGUGCACCAGCCACUUACAAAUCGGCUGCGUCACAUUUAAAAAAAAAAAGAAAGAAGAAAGAGGAAAAAAAUUAAAGAAAAGAAAAUCACAAAGACAGAGACAGAGACAGAGCGAGAGAGAGAGGCUGGAAAAAAGAAAAUAAACGCACCAAGUGAAGCGCAGUGACUGAAAACGCGCCUCGGCGGAGCUGUGCAGGGAAAAAAUGGUUAAACUGGGGAAUAAUUUCACCGAGAAAAAUAACGGGAAGGUGGCUUGCGAGGACGGCUUUGACACCAUCCCUCUCAUAACACCAUUAGAUGCAAGUCAGCUGCAAUUCCCUCCACCUGAUAAGGUGGUCGUGAAGACAAAGGCAGAUUAUGAUGGUGAGAACAAGAAGGGCAAGCUACGGUCUGCUAAAAUUGCAGAGUUCUCCAUAAGCAUCAUUGAAGGUGUUUCUGAGCGACUCAAAGUGAGCUUGCUGGUGAUCUGUGCCCUGGCUUUCCUGGUCUGUGUGGUGUUCCUGGUCAUCUACAAGGUCUACCAGUAUGAGCAGCCUUGUCCCGACAGCUUCGUGUACAUGCAAGGUCGCUGCAUGCCGGCUGGGCUGUACGGGAGUUACCCCCCUCAGGGCCCUGGGGGCCGCGGACGUCUCUUCACCCUCAUCAACCACUACAACAUGGCCAAGCAGACCAUCACUCGCUCCGUAUCACCAUGGAUGACCAUCAUGUCUGAAGAGAAGGUGACCCAGCAGGAGACGGAAACUGCCCAGAAACUUGCUUAACCAAGUGCAGUUGGGAGGCGGAGGCUGGAGAAAAAUAAAUAAUAUGGUUGUGCCAUUCAAGCAAAGCUCAGAGUCCCAACAGCCUCUCUUGCUGAGGUGCUAUGCUGCCUUUUUGAUGUAAAUUGGUAAGCGAAUGUGAACAGUAGUUGGAAAUCUGCACAUUGAUGCUUUAUAUGGUGGAUUCAAGAUUUGUUUGAAUAGCAUAUAUUAUUUAUUUACACAAAACAAAGUGGCAAAUAUGUAGGAAAAGGCACAGAAACACUUACACACAUGCACUGACUUUGUACAUACACAUAUGUAACAGAACUCACUUUAGUAGGCUACUCAAGACUGUGAAAUGGUUGUGAGACAUCUCGUGUCUGCGUUGCUUGUUUUAUUGCACAUGAACGCACGACUAACAGCAAUCAGUUUGCUUUAAAUCUCUUCUUUGAGUACUCAUGAAGCAUGUCGAACCUCUUGAGAGCAGGCCAGCGGUCAACUUCUCAUGAUGUGACAAAGUUAGCAGCAUAUUUGCCACUGAUUUCAUCCGUGCUGAAAUAUUUUAUGUCAUAUUGUAAAAGAUGACGCUUCUCAUGGAGGAAAUGUACCAGCGAAAAAAUAUUUUAAAGAGUGUUGUUUUCAGUCACACCGUACUUACCUAAUAAUGAUUGUUUUUCUUCACUUGGGCGGUCUGUGAAAAACAUACGCUUUUUAUUUCUUGGCUCCACAAGACUUCUUUUUCAUAGCAUAACUUUUAUGCUACUGUAGUGAAUGUUUUUGCUGGUGAAGAUACUGUAUUGUGCAAUGCUUUGCAUUUGUUAAAAGUCACCACAGAUGGCUGUUGGCAGCCAUCGCUGACACCAGAACAAGGCUGAUGUAGUGGAUCAAUCUGACAGUAGUUGCUUGUCCUGUUGCUUUUUUCUGUAUUUGUCAUUUAACUUGAACUGUCACUAAUGAUGUACUUUUUUCAAACGAUGUAAUGAUUACCAUUGAAGUGCAUUUGCUACAUACAAUUGUUAACUGAAAAACUGAAAUAAAGUGCCCACAUUUCAAA